CGUGGGGGCCUGGGGCCAGGGAGGAGCGGGACUUCCGGCAGGUGCUCCAUCAGGUGCUCAGAGGCUCCCGCAGCGCCCGCGCCAAAGGCCAGGCCCCCUGCCCCAGGUGACCACGUGACCACUGCGCACCUUGCCCCGGAGCCUCUCUGGAAGGGAGGAGGCCUGACCUUGGGAGAGGCUGCCUCUCACCUGUUUUCUUUUGGAGCCGAGCCUCUGCCUGGCCCCCGGGACAUGGCCACGCCCAGCCUGCCUGGGGAGGGGGCAGGUCUUCCCCAUGACCAGAAGUGGGGGGGAAAGGGGGACCCAGGUCGGGGCCCUGGGGGACCCUGUGAUGACCGGCUGUCAGGCUUGCUGGAAGUGACCAGGCCUGGGGAGCACGGCAUGGCGCAGUUGAAUGGGGUCCCUCGUCCUGGGGCCGCCCCGGGCCAGCCCUGCGUCUUCAAGUUGGUUCUCCUGGGCAGUGGCUCUGUGGGCAAGUCCAGCUUGGCUCUCCGGUAUGUGAAGAACGACUUCAAGAGUAUCCUGCCCACUGUGGGAUGUGCGUUCUUCACCAAGGUGGUGGACUUGGGGGCCGCGUCUCUGAAGUUUGAGAUCUGGGAUACGGCUGGUCAGGAGAAGUACCACAGCGUCUGCCGCCUCUACUUCAGGGGGGCCAACGCUGCGCUUUUGGUGUAUGACGUCACCAGGAAGGAUUCCUUCUGCAAAGCACAGCAGUGGCUGAAGGACUUGGAGGAGGAGUUCCACUCUGGAGAAGUUGUGGUGAUGCUGGUCGGCAACAAGACAGACCUGGAAGAGGAGCGGGAGGUGACCUUGGAGGAAGGGAAGGAGUUUGCAGAGAGCAAGGGGCUGCUGUUCAUGGAAACCUCAGCCAAACUGAACUACCAGGUGACCGAGGUCUUCAGCGCCGUCGCCCGGGAGCUUUCGCGGAGAGAAGAGAGCAAGGAGGGCCAGAGGCGGCGGAGAGAUGCUCCACUGACCCUGAGCGAGCGGCCCUCGCUGCGGGGCCGAUGCUGUGCCCACUAGAAGCGGCCGCUCCGGGGGCAGCCGCGGGGAGUGGGUACUCCCAGCCCGCGCCCCAGCGGUCCUCCGAGCGAGCCACGGCCAGCUCCGUGGUGAUGGCGGUGCUGACCCCAGUCCACCGUGGAGCCCGGCGCGUGCCUGAGUCCUCCAGGAGCAGGAAGCCGGCAUUCCUUAGAAUAAUUGCCUCCCAAGCUCACGGGAAUCGUUCGGGAGAUGGUUGCGUGUCCGGGGGCCUCCAGAGGGCGCGGGCUCCACUUCCCCAGUCGCCAGAUCCCGCCUAAAUGCCGGAUGUCCUGGGGAUGGGCACGCCUGACCCUGCCUGGAGGUGACCCCCUCAGCUGCUUGGCCACCUGGCACCACAGAAGGAGAUGGUCAGAGGGCAAAUCAGCCGGCGGGCACUUGGUUCUGGGCAGGAGGCUGCCCUGGGUUAGGCUGGGGGGUUUCACCUGCUCCUGGGACAGGAGAGAGGGGUCAGCAAGCCUCGCUGGAGCGGGCCACGUCGUCACCGGACCUCUGUGAGGGUCCCUGAGGGGGGCAGCUGGGGGCGGGGUGGGGGCCCCACUGUCCGCUUCUCGGGGUGAAUAUGAGGACAAGACGCUUGGGCCCAUAGGCUUGAGGACUCAGAUUUCGAGCGGAGGGAUACCUUGUUCCGCUCCAGUGAGUUUUUCUCCUAAAAGUAAACCCCAUUCUUGCA
Cervus elaphus (red deer) is the source of this 1714-nucleotide messenger RNA. It is a transcript of the gene RAB17, whose product is annotated as RAB17, member RAS oncogene family. NCBI's taxonomy places the organism in Eukaryota, Metazoa, Chordata, Mammalia, Artiodactyla, Cervidae. Gene Ontology annotation, cellular component: endosome. The coding region runs from base 232 to 1023 and encodes 263 amino acids. The transcript has 6 exons. The record is from RefSeq and is a predicted model, not a curated record. Gene Ontology annotation, molecular function: GTPase activity; GTP binding.